Microdochium trichocladiopsis is the source of this 935-nucleotide messenger RNA. RefSeq lists its product as uncharacterized. Gene Ontology annotation, biological process: translation. The transcript has 4 exons. The coding region runs from base 384 to 935 and encodes 183 amino acids. The record is from RefSeq and is a predicted model, not a curated record. Lineage: Eukaryota; Fungi; Ascomycota; Sordariomycetes; Xylariales; Microdochiaceae. Gene Ontology annotation, molecular function: GTPase activity.
GUAAUCUUGGAGCACGAAGAUAGCAAGCGCCAUGUGAUCUCUAUAAAAUUCUGGCCGGGAGGAGAGGUGCAUACAGCCUUGAAGAAACCCUUGCCAGAAAGUCAGUGCCUUUCAUCCUCACCUGCCAUUGGAAGUAGCAUUGCAGCACUCAUCGAUCUAGCAUAUGAAGGGCGGAAGGAACGAUCUCUUCUCCAAACAACACGACGACCCCAGAGAGAGAUACAAGCUGCUUGCCUCGGCUUUGUACGAGCUCCGCCGAUAGACUAGACCAAAAACCCAUAAAGCUUGGUCUAGGGUCAGGAUGAUCCCUAAUCCGCUGUCACCAAGAACGUACAUGUCCUCGUCCGGCACUUGUAGUUACGUCAGGCUCGAACACAAGUCCAAUGGCUUCAAAAGCAAUGUGCGUCCUAGGAGAUGCAGACGCCGGAAAGAAGACUCUGACCUGGCACCUGGUCUUCACGCAAGGCAGGCCCGUUUCAUUCCACGGCCCCUCGGCCCAAUACACGAUCACAGGUAACCAUGACUAUCCUCGACAUCUGGAAAAGACUAAUCAUUCCACCGAAGACAUUCCCGGAAAUGCUGAUGUUGCCCUCUGGGCUGUAGAUGCGUCUGCUGAUGACUACGGAGCGUGUUCGAGCCAAAGGCUUGCGUCCCUCCUGUCUUCCGGGAAGCUCCGUGUCGAGGAGCAGCUGAUUAUAAUUGCUACUAAAAUGGACCUGACCAACUGGUCGGAGACUGUCUUCGCGCAGGUCGCACACUCAUUCGCUAAGAUCAAGCUGGCGCAAUCCAAAAUCAGCAUUGUGCCAGUUUCUGGCCUGCACGGGGACAACCUUAUUGAGAAGUCAGACAAGGCGGCACACCUCCAGCCUGCGGGCAAGGCAGAGGAGGGAGGGCUUACAGUCUUGGGUGCGCAGCCCCUGAUGUCGCUGCUGUGA